GGGCUUAGAACGCCAGUGAGCGCUUAACGCAAAGCACACGCGCGUGUGUGGGGGACCCAGAAGCAAAUACAAGCGAGCAACAAAAAAAAAUAGCCAAAAAAGAAAAACAACAAACAGCGAGAAAAAAAAAGAUACGUCGAAAACACGACAAUAACAGCGCACGAUAAAAGUCGCCAGCGGGCAAAAACGCGCUCAUUUCGUGCGCUGUUUUCGCAACGGUAAAUUAGCUAGCGCAGGACCGCAGCACAGAUCCACAGAUACUGGCAACGGAUAUCAGAUACAGAUACAAACAGAUACACAGCUACAGAUACGGCGUCAGGAUGAGGAUGCGCCACGCAUUUGCUGGAUUAAUUGUGUGUUGGCUGGCAGUUUGUCAACCGCAAGCUGAGGCACAGUUCGCUCCAUUCGGACAGCCGGCCUACGGCGGACAGCCCGGUUUCUUUGGAGGUGGACGCGGUCCACGCCAGGGCUCCGCUUCCCGGGCCAACACGAAUGCCUAUGAGCGCCAGGUGGACUUUGGCAAUGUGGAGUACACGCAGGGUCUAUCCAACUCGCGUGCGGUAACCCGGCAGAACGGCCAGCGCAUCGUGUCGGACAGCGAGGCGCGCACGCGUGACGUGGAUCUGGGAGGAUUGCAGAUUGGGAAUACGCUGACGCGCACACGCACCAAUGCGAACGGCGCGGUGAGCGGCGGCCUGGCCGAUCAGUUCCGCAUUGGCAACUUGGGCCUGGGCGCCUCAUUGUCACCGGACAACCUGCGUCAGGGUUUCGGACUGCAGCGCGGCGCCGAUGGAGACGUGCGCCUCGGCCUGGGCCUGCUCAGCCUCGAUCUGGACAACAAUGUGCAGAACAGCAACACGCUCGGUCAGGCGACGGUCAAUGCUCAGGGCCGCGGUGCUCGCGUCGGCUCCAACAGCAAUAGCCGCACCAACAACCAGCAGUUCGGUGGCGUCAAUGUCAAGGAGACCUUCAGCAACUCGAAUGCCUUUGGACGCACACGUUUCGGCCAGACGUCGGCCAAUGCGGGCGGGUUUGGCGAGACUGCGGCCACGCGCGGCGUCAACUACGGCAACUUUGGCGGCGGCUUUCGACGUCGCCGCACGCCGCAAGUCGCCUAUCGCCCGCAGCAGCAGCAGCCGCUAGCUUUCGCUGGGGGAAAUCGUCGCGUGGCUCGUCCCAAGCGUCGCGCCCAGUACGUGCCUUUUGGCUACCCUCAGCCCGGCUACAAUAACUUUGGCUAUGGCGGCUUUGGAGGUUUCGGCAAUGUUGACGCCACGGAGCGUCCACGACGACAGUUCGGUCGUCCAGGCGGCUUUGGCGGAUUUGGCGGCUUUGGCGGAUUUGGCGGCUUCGGUGGUCAGGGUGGCUUUGAACAAGGCGGCUUUGGGCAGCCGGACUACUAUAAUCAGGGUGGUAAGAGACGCGGCCAGGUGCAAUCCUCAGGCAAUGCAGGCGCCCAGGGCGGACCCGGCUUUAAUCAGCAAGCGGGCAGCAAUAACUUUGCCAACCAGAAUGCGGACGGCUCACAGAAUGCGGGCAGCAGCAGCAUCGGUUCCAAUCUCGCCGAGGACGGCAGCAGCGGUCAGGUAAGCUCCGCCAACACGAACCAGCAGUCGGGACCCGGAGGGUCGACGAACGGUGCACAAAGCCAGGCGCUCAAUUUCCAGGCCGGCGAGCAGCAGGCCUCCAGCUCGAAUGCGAAUACCAAGCACACCCAGGUGGGCAACCAGGAGACUAUUGGCUCCAACAGCGGCUCCACGGCCACCAACAACAAUCAGUUCGGUAGCUCUAGCAACACGGCCAACACGGACACGCAGAUCGUCCGCGAUGGCGACCAGGCGACGAUCACAUCCGGCGCCAACAGUCAGUCCAUCUACCAGGGUGGCGAUGACCAGGGAAACGCCGCUGCCAACACCGCGGCUAACAUCAGCUCGCAGGUGGGCGCCGACGGCUCCGUAACGAACUCAGCCUCCAGCAGCGCCAGCGCCAGUAGCCAGAACGGCCAGUCGGCCAAUGCGAACGCCAAUGCCAACGCCGGCGGCAACGGCAAUGGUGCCGGAGCGGGCGCCAAUGCCAACGGUGGCGGCGGCAAGCGCAAUCGCGGCGGAGCCGGCAAUGCCAAUGCCAACAGCAACGUGUUUGGCGGCUUUAAUGGAGGCUUUGGCUUUGGCCUGCGCUAUCGCACGCAGCAGCAGGUGCAGCUGCAGCGUUGGCGGCCGAGACCCCGAAACAGCAGCUUGGUUGGGGACAACAUCGAGUAUCUGUUUAUAAAUCGAUCGUCGCGCCUAGAGGACUUGCAGCCGGUGGUGAACACUUCGAUCGAUGCGUUCGGGGACUACGAUGUUAGCCAGCGACAAGGCCGCACGUUCAGCAUCAUCUCCGACUGGAUCAGCAGUUUGUUUGGCUCCUGCGUCACGCCUUGCACCAUGGAGGCCUAUCAGCAGAAUCGCUGCUGCGAAACCUAUGUUUUAGGACCGCCGCCGCCACCGCCACAGACGUGCUGCUUGGUGCCAGGACCGCCACAACAGCUGCCACCACCACCGCCACCCCCUCCGCCGCCGCUGGUACCCCGCCCGCUGCCGCCCAUGCCAGCGCCACCUCGCUAUCCCAUGCCCUAUCCGCUGCCAGGGCCGGUGCUGCCCGGCAAGAAUACGCCUGUCAUGGUUAUAGCCACGCCCAUCAAUUGCUGCACAGUGUGUACGUACACCUACUAUGGCCCGCCUCCCUGUGGUCGCUUCAACUACAACAACUACAACAACAAUAACAACAACAACAUCAAUGGAAAUAAGCGAGUGACUAUCUAUGUUCCACCUCCGUACUACGGUCGUUGAGCAUAGGUCGGAAAUCUAGCUAUUAAGAGCCUACCUAG
Molecule: messenger RNA, 2869 nt
Organism: Drosophila virilis
Lineage: Eukaryota; Metazoa; Arthropoda; Insecta; Diptera; Drosophilidae
Source: RefSeq, a predicted model, not a curated record